This is a messenger RNA of Nicotiana attenuata, 761 nucleotides long. RefSeq lists its product as uncharacterized. The record is from RefSeq and is a predicted model, not a curated record. Lineage: Eukaryota; Viridiplantae; Streptophyta; Magnoliopsida; Solanales; Solanaceae. The transcript is spliced from 2 exons. The annotation marks the transcript as partial.
AUCCAGGUACUUCGGGAGCUAGCUGAGCUUUCUGCUGACUUCAGAGUUUCAUUCGGAGUUGUCGAGAUGGCGAGAACUCGUGCUACCGGACGUGGUGGACGACCACCUUUGCCACCUGUUAGAGGCCGUGGACGCGGCCGUGGUCGUGGUAGAGGUAGGGCAGCAAGGGCAGUACCAGUUGACCCACCAGUUGCCCCUAUUCAGGACCAGCCUCCAGCUGUUGAUGCUCCAGCAGCACCUGUUCAGGCACCGGCAGUGCCUAAUGUGAUUCCUGGUCUUCAGGAGGCUUUAGCUCAGAUCUUAUCUGUCUGCACUGGUCUGGCUCAAGUAGUUUCAGCCUCUACUGCCGCAGCUACUUCUCAGAUCGGGGGUGAUCAUUAGACUCCCGCAGCUCGCACACCCGAGCCAGUCGUACAGGGAUUACAGACACCGGAGGCAGCCCCAGCUCAGCCAGUUGCACCGGUUGCCCCAGUUGCGCCAGUCGCACCAGCUCCAGGGUAUAUUGUUUCGGUGAUGCCAGACGACGAGCAGCGUCGACUUGAGAGGUUUGAUAGACUCCAGCCUCCGAAAUUCAGCGGUACUGAGGGCGAAGAUGCCCAGGAAUUUUUGGACAAGUGUCAGCGGAUGCUUCGCACUGCAGGGAUAUUAGAGUCUAGUGGGGUGUCUUUUAUCACCUUUCAGUUCUCAGGGCCAGCAUUUACAUGGUGGGAGGAGUUUGAGAGGCGUAGGUCUGCAAGAGCAGUACCCCUUACUUGGCAGCA